Argiope bruennichi is the source of this 4154-nucleotide messenger RNA. RefSeq names its product chaoptin-like. The record is from RefSeq and is a predicted model, not a curated record. Bases 317 to 4057 code for a protein of 1246 amino acids. Gene Ontology annotation, molecular function: protein binding. Lineage: Eukaryota; Metazoa; Arthropoda; Arachnida; Araneae; Araneidae. The transcript has 6 exons.
GUGACAUUUCAGUCCGCUCGCUCCGCGAAGUUCUGGAGAAGUUUGCCGCGAGGUGGUUUAGCAACCCUCGAGAGGUUCUGGAGGAAAUUAAAUUGUUCCCGAUUCGGCUCUUUAUUAGCGAUGAAGGAUAAUUGCUUCCACUGAACACAAAGAAUAGUUGGUAGAUUGUUUUGAAUGGUUUCAAUGAGUUGGACUUGGAAAGGAAAUUAGGAACGAAAGGCAGGUGCUAUGCUGAAUCGUGUUGGUAGCAAUGAAGCAUGGAGCAAAUAAAGGAAUGCAAAGAAACGGGUGGACUCUGCUUGCGCUGUUCUGAAAGAUGGCGGUUCUGCUGUCCACCCUCACCGUCAUGAUGAUCAGUCUGUCGGAAGCGAAGUCUGGCAAUGACCUAUGCACCUUCAACCCCCUAUGCACGUGCCGUCGCUCCCAUCACGAGGUCAUCUGCCACGGCGUGCCGUUUUCAGAAUUCCCUGCAUUUCCCACCGAAGAAAUAUACCAGGUCACGAUCUUACGUUCUGGGCUUGAGGUGCUGCAUCAUAAUUUUCUCGAAGGAUCCAGCAUAGCAUCUUUGCACUUGAUGCAGAAUCAACUGACACGUGUAUCUGCCAAGGCCUUCAGUGGCUUAGAGAACAUACUCACGACACUGGAUCUCAGCUACAACCAGCUGGACGACACGCUCCUAGCAGCUUUAAUCCCUCUCAGCAACCUUCAAUGGCUCAACCUCAAGGGCAACAAUCUGGAAGAAGUUCAUGCAUCCAAGUGGUCCCAAAUGAAUUUUAAGAACGUCAUAAAUAGUUUGUUUUUAAGUUCUAACCACGUAACACGUAUUCAGGAGGGUGCCUUCUUGAUGCUGAGUAACCUUGCCUUACUGGACAUCGAGGGAAAUUUGAUUCACGACAUCGAUAGUCAUUCCUUCCCAAAUUCCCUUCAGUCUCUGUCGCUAUCCAAUAACAUUUUGAAAAAAGUGCCUCUACACGCUAUUUACACUCUCAAAAAUCUACGUUAUUUGUAUUUAUCUGGCAAUCUGUUCCGAAAGUUACCUACCCCAUUCCAUCUGCAAACAACACGUCUUGAAAAGCUAGAAAUAAGCAACAAUAUGUUAAAUCAGCUAUCAGAAUUUGUAUUCAAUGGUUCUUUCACCAUCAAGGAAUUGGUACUUGAUUUUAAUUUCAUUAGAACAUUAUCUGCCAGAUGUUUUAAAGGCACGGCACUUGAAAGACUUGUUUUGGCUAAUAAUAGGAUCACUAAACUACAUUCUGAUGCUUUCGUAGGUGUAGAAACGACGCUCAAAACACUAGAUUUGAGUUUUAAUCUACUAGAAGAAUUUCCUUCUGCUGUAAACAAUCUUAAUGCGUUAUUUUAUUUAUCGUUAAAAGGUAAUAUGUUAAAAAAUCUUGAGAAGGAUGAUUUGAUAGGAUUUCGAAGGACGCUGGAAAUUUUGGAUUUAUCUGGUAAUUUAUUUGAAAAUGUACCCCAAAAGACUUUGAUGCGGAUGAAAAAAUUGGUGCGCCUCAGUCUCCAAGACAACCGCAUACGUAAAAUUCAACAGGUUGAUUUCAAAGACUGGGGCGAAACUCUAACGACGUUGAGCUUAGCGAAUAAUGGUAUAACUCAUCUACCAGAAGAAAGCUUCAUUCACCUUAAAAAGUUAAAAGAAUUGAAACUUUCUUUCAAUAAUAUUUUGUUCUUUUCACCUCAUGUAUUUAAACCUUUAGAAAAAACGAUAGAAGUUCUGGAUUUGAGUUCCUCUUUAUUUUCGCAUAACCAAUCAGCAGAGCUUUUGUGGAAGAAUUUAAAAAAUUUGGAAUGGAUGCAAUUAGAUCAUAAUAAUAUCUCAAAAAUAUCAUCUCUGAGUUUAAACUCCUUGUUAAAAGUGCGACGUUUAGAUUUUAGCAACAAUGACAUUAAAGAAAUUCCAACUGACUUUUUUAUGGGUGCAAAAAACGUAUAUCUAGGAACAAUAAAUUUAAGCAACAAUCAUUUAAAAUUAAUUAAAAGUGGAACAUUCUGGGAAAUACCGCAUGUUUCUACAGUUAUUUUAUUUGGAAAUAAAAUAGCGAUGGUUGAAGAUUAUGGUUUUGCUCACUGUACUUAUCUUCAUACCAUAGUUCUAUCUAAAAACAAUUUGACAUCAAUAGCCCCUUCAGCUAUUUACAAUUUAACAAGACUCUCAAAUCUCUUUUUGCAAGACAAUUCAUUGCGAGUCUUUUCUUUGGACAUUAUAGAAGGAGAGACAUCUCAAUUAUAUGUAAAUUUAUCAAACAAUGCUUUACUAGAGCUAAAACCAAAUGACAGCAACUCGACUACAUAUGUAAAAAUAAGAACUUUAGAUCUUACAAACAAUCAAAUAUCUGUGAUAUCAAAUGAGUUCAUGGUUUCCAUAUCAAAAUGCCUAGUAUACUUAUUUUUAUCGAAAAAUCAAAUUGAAAACGUUUCUUUUCCGUUACUACAAGAACUUCAGUUACUAGACUUAUCCUGUAACAAAUUGCUCACCCUGAGUUCUGAUGACUUUACAUGUUGUCCAAACGUCCAAAUCUUAAUGAUGGAUCAUAACAACAUAUCAGAUAUUCUAGAUGGUGCUUUGGACGUUUUGAAAAAUUUGAGGAUACUCGAUCUAAGCCAAAAUAACUUGUUUUCUCUGAGAGAAAAUACAUUUUCUUCAACGAAAUUGGAAAGGCUUAAUUUAUCCGGAAACCAUCUACUGCAACUGCCAUCGAUGACUUUGAACAUGGUGCAUAAAACUCUCAGAAUCUUAGACUUAUCUUUCAAUGAAUUCGAUAACUUAUCUCUGGUGGACUUCGCCGGUAUGAACAAACUUCAAGCCUUAAAUUUGUCUUCCAAUCACAUUUCUUUCCUCGACGGCGAGAGUUUUCAGGGUCUUACCCACCUACUUCACCUGGAUUUGUCUCACAAUCCUCUCAAGAAGGUUAAUGAAGAAUCCUCCCUCAACUAUCUUUCGAACCUCAGGUCCUUCUUGGUGUGUAACAGCAGCUUAAAAUCCCUUGAAACGCUGCCACUACCACAACUACAUGUGAUGUCGUUAAGAAACAAUUAUCUUUUCAACAUAUCCCAAAACGUAUUUCAAAACAGCGACCAAGUGCGAUAUCUAGAUUUGUCAGGCAAUUUAUUACAGGAUGUACCAAUGCAUCUAUGGCCAAACAUGAAACAUCUCAUAAGUUUGGAUAUUUCUUAUAAUCCUAUUGAAGUUUUGGGUGUAAAUAGCUUUAAUGGACUUGACAGGCUACAAUCACUGGAUAUUAGCGGCUUAAUGCUAAAGCGUCUGGAUCCAAGAACACUUCAUGGAUUAAGAUUUCUAAUCUCUCUGAAAACGGAUUCCUAUGCAUCGGUGCGGUCAUUCCGCCUACAAGAUCUACUAUCCCAAGCCCCAGCCCUUCGAAAGGCGAUCGUCAAUGUUGAAGAAACCACGCUGUCUCACCAGGUCCAGAGGGCAUUCGGAACCAAGCUACGGGAACUGGUCAUUACAGGAACAAACCUAAGGACGAUCCUACCGGACGCUUUUGCCGGUCUCACCACCCACGAACUGACCAUUCGGAUUAGCGGCACGCUGGUCAGCAAGUUUCCCGAUGGAUUGCUCAGGUAUCUGCCGGAUGUUCGAUACCUGACUCUGGACCUAAGGAACAAUCGACUGACCAGCAUGGGACCGGGUGUUCUGGCUGCUAUCACUAGAGACGGGCCGGUCACUUAUCAGACACAGCAUAUCACUGGUGGCGUCUUAUUAGAAGAAAAUCCGUGGAGUUGCAGUUGCGAGCUGCUGUGGUUAGGCCGCUGGUUAAGACGUUGGCUAAGAGAGACUUUCCACGUCCACAUGUUAAGCGUUGAAGCUUCUCUGUACGUGAACAGUGUGUCCAGAAAAGCCACCUGCACUGUAUCUGGUAGCAACAUCACUUUGGCCAUCAUCGACCUGAGAAAAUCAGAUGUGGACUGUCAUCAGGCUGUUGGAGGGACCUCACUUCAAGCCCACAUGAACCUAUCCUUGAUCACCUUCCUAUCACUGGGAGUGCUUCUCCUUCCCAUAUCAUUCGCAUGCUCUGUAUUGUAAAAAUAUCAUUCACGUUUCGCUGUAUCUCUGUGUCUGAUGUAACAUAAAACUGGAUUGUUGUGGAUGAUUACCGUGUGAAAGAGUGAAAUACUCAAAA